This is a messenger RNA of Anopheles darlingi, 2315 nucleotides long. RefSeq names its product eukaryotic translation initiation factor 2-alpha kinase 1-like. Gene Ontology annotation, molecular function: protein kinase activity; ATP binding. The transcript is spliced from 2 exons. The coding region runs from base 69 to 2171 and encodes 700 amino acids. Gene Ontology annotation, biological process: protein phosphorylation. NCBI's taxonomy places the organism in Eukaryota, Metazoa, Arthropoda, Insecta, Diptera, Culicidae. The record is from RefSeq and is a predicted model, not a curated record.
UGUUUUUUAAUUUUGUGUUUCGUGCGUGAUUUAGGGAAAAUCCUUAAGAAAAUCCUGCCGGUAGCACGAUGGUGGUGGAGAUGACGAUGGAUUCGGACGAGGACGAGGACCUGGAUGUGGACUGGAGCAACCUGGAAACGAUCACCAAAUUCGAUACGCGCAGGGGCUCCAGCAAUCUACUGUCCACAUUCACAAAUUCCACUGCCGACCUGAACGAUGUGGGCCGUUCGCUGCAGUCACGGAUUACGACGAAAGCCUCCGCUCCGGUCAGCCUGCUGGUGGAGAGUUUACUGCAGCAGUUGUGUACGAUGCUGGAACCGAACGUGGACCGAUCACGGGAGUUGUACAACACCAUCUGCGAGCGGCUGCACGCGGUCAAUCUAAUCGACGAAACUUACGCUAUGGGAGAGUUCGAAAUGAUGCGCAGCCAGUACCAGAAAGCCCUGUACCACCUAGUCAGCAUCGCCCGAGGACAGGAUUUGCCGGUUCUGCUACAGGAUUGUUGGCCACUACAGCAACCGCUGGGACUCGAGUGGUCGCGGUACUACCGGGAGUUCGAGGAGCUUUCUUUCCUGGCUGGCGGUGGAUUCGGCAAGGUAUACCGGGCUCGCAACAAGCUGGAUGGUAUCGUGUACGCCGUAAAGAAGGUAACAAUCCGGUCUACCACCAUCCAGAACGUACUGGUACAUCUGGCAGAGGUGAAGACGUUGGCCAGCUUGAACCACAUCAACAUAGUCCCGUACAAGGCGGCCUGGAUAGAACCGCUGCUAUCGCCCGGCAAGGGCAGCACUACAAACGGAUCUUUCUCGGCGAUGGACGAUGAUGAGGAAGAGGACGAUGAGGACGAACAGGAGUUUAGCGCCACGAAUGCACUCGUGAGCUCCCUCAGUGAUUCCCUCCGACGGCCAGAACACGAGUCGGAAGAGUUCAUUCUCUUCGAGGGUGGAAGUAGCGAUGGAGGUGAACGGCCAGGAACGGGAACGGGAUCGGGAUCCGAGAGGGACUCUCGAAAUCAGAUUGCAGAGAUUGAUGACUCACAACCGCACAUCAACCUGAAAUGGGCAACGCUCUUUAUUCAGAUGACGCUCUGCCAUCUAACGUUGCGCGAGUGGCUCGAUCGCCGGAAUGCUGCAUCGGAUUUCGAACAGUUCUACGUUGACUUUCUGCAGAAUCGAUUCUGCGAUGACCGUGCCGUUACGCCAGCGAUCGCUAGGAACUCGUUCUGUCGGCAGAGCUCACAGCUAUCGAGUCGAACGGUGGAUAGCAUUCCCGAGGAAAGCAACUCGCGACGUGAUUCUGAAUGCUCGUCCAAGGAUGGAUCGAUAGUGGAGGAACACGUGCAACAUCUCGAUGUAGUGCUCGAUGUGUUCCAGCAGCUGUUGAACGGGUUGAACUACAUCCAUUCUCGCGGAAUCGUUCAUCACGACAUUAAACCGAGCAACAUCUUCGUCAGUUUGGCGGACCAUGACUCGACGAUCAACAUUCAGCUGGGAGACUUUGGGCUGGCCUGUCCACUGCAGAGCUCGCAUACGGGGGUUGGAUUCGGAACACCAUUGUACGCGGCACCCGAGCAACUGGAGGGUAAAUGUGAUCCAAAAUCGGACAUCUACUCCCUCGGUAUUAUACUACUUGAGCUGCUGGUUCCCUUUUCAACCGAUAUGGAACGUGCCGAAACGAUCAAGCAAGUUCGUCGUGGCCAGUACCCGCAGGAGUUGGAUCGAGAUUUUACCGAGCUCUUACGCAGUUUGCUUCAUCAGCGACCCUCCCGACGACCGGGAAUGCUCGAUCUCGUCGAGGCGGUCAAUCGAAUUCGCAUCAAUCGUGACAAAGUGAUAACCGAGCUUAGGCGUAGUCUGUCGUUACGUGAAGACGAAAUAGCCAACCUGCGAACACAGAUCGAUGAACAGCAGCGCAUGCAGGUGGAGCUGAUUGAGGAGCGAACACUGUUUGAGAGGCGUACCUCUCGAACGCUCAUCGUCAAGGAGCAGGAGCUUAUCUAUAUGAAUUUAGAGAUGAAAAACAAAGACAUCGCGCUGCGGAGCAAGGAACUGGAGCUACAGACCAAGGAUGAGGAGAUAAACAAAUUGAAGGAAAUGCUCCGUUCGUACCAGGAGAAGGAAACCAAGGGCCAACAUUCUGCCGACACUGCCGACCCCGACGCCAAUGAUUGACAGAAUAAUUGCGCGCCGCUCGGAGAGUACCAGUAGGAUUGAAAGACUUAAUAUAAAUUAGUUUACUACACAAUUCGAUAUAGCUUUUUUCAUUUCACCAUCGUGACACCAUUUUUGCAAAUAAAUUAUAGUACGUACUAGUGA